AUGCUCUUAAAAUCACUGCUUGUCCUACAAGUUCUUCUUAGAAUUUCGAUUCAGCAUGACGCAUCAGACGCAUAUGCUUUCAUCAAAGACUUCUGCAUGAAGCAAAAUGUAUCUACGAACAUCGUUGCUUAUGUAUGUUGGCCGAGAGAUAGGGUGUUUCAUUUUUGGAAAAAUCUGUCAGAAGAUUAUCCAACGUUAGUGCUGAGCAAAAGUGAUUUGAUACAUGAUCUCAAAGAAGAACAACAUCAGUUGUACUUUUUAGACAUGAAAUGUGCUGGAAGUGAACACGUUUUGAAACAAGCUCACGACAGCGACCUCUUCAGAGAUCCCAUAAGAUUUAUUCUUUGGACACCUACGCAUGACCAACUGUAUAGGUAUUACUUCAGAGUUGACAGUAGAGUGUAUACUGUGACAAAAGUUAAUGAUAAAUAUAUGACGCGAUCUGUAUACAGAAUUGGGGAAAAUACUAAAGAAAUGUUAGAAAAUUUUGUUGGUACUUAUGAUCCAACACAAGGAUUUACAACGUUUUCAGACAUCGCGAUGUUGAGCAGGUCUAACCUUGGAGGAUUGGAGAUGAAUGUUACUUUCGUAGCAACGGAUUCUGAGACAUUGGAACACUUAGAAGAUUACAGACAAAAACAUAUAGAUCCCUUAACAAAAGUGAAUUGGAUUAGAGUUGGACAUCUUCUAAAUAUGUUCAACAUAACUGCAAAUAUGAGAUGGGUGAAUACGUGGGGAUAUCGUGAUCUUGAGACAAACAAAUUUUCUGGCAUGCUGGGCGAUCUGCAGAAUGGAACUUCUGAGUUUGGAGGUACCCAAUGUUUUUAUACGCCCGACCGAAUAGACUACGUAGAUUACAUACCUGCUUGGACACCAACAUUCAUGAAAUUUAUAUUCAGAUCUGAUACAGAGCCUCGUAGUAGCGCAGGUCGAACAGCUUAUUUUAUAGCAUUGAUCUCUUUGAUGUUUCUUUAUACAUCCUAUUCGGCGAACAUUGUAGCUCUCCUACAAUCUACUACUGAAAAUAUUAGAACACUAGAAGACCUGCUAAACUCCAGAAUGACCUUGGGAGUUCACGAUGUCGUGUAUAAUCAUUAUUAUUUUGAGCAUGCUCAAGACUCAAUACGAAAGGCUAUUUACCAACAGAAAGUAGCACCCAAAGGACAAAAGGCUAAAUUCAUGUCUUUGGAAGAAGGCAUAUCCAGAGUUCGCAAUGAGUUUUUUGGUUUCCACUCCGAACUAUCGGUUGCUUAUAAAAUCGUGGCUGACACUUUCAGGGAAAAUCAAAAGUGUGCUUUGAAGGAGAUACCUUUUAUUAACAUGCUGGAUCCACAUAUGGUCAUCAGAAAGAGGUCUGCCUACAAAGAGUUCAUGAAAAUAGGUUCUCAAAGGAUCCUUGAAUCAGGCAUUCAAAGAAGAGAAGAAGACAAAAUCUAUAUGAAGAAACCUGUAUGUCACUCGAAAGGAAGCAACUUUGGAAGUGCAGGAAUUAUUGACUGUUAUGCUGCUUUUGUCAUAUUUGGAAUUGGUCUAGGCAUUAGUUUCAUUAUUUUUGCAAUGGAACUGAUUUAUCGCAAUUACAAGGUGAAAAAGGCGAACGAUAGAGAGAAACAAGAAAGAUUUGCAAAUUAAUCUACGACUAGUGAACACCAGAAUCUCGUAGUGUUAAUUAAUCUGAUUUUUUUUAACAGUAGUAAAAUAGAUUUCUCUUCG
Acanthoscelides obtectus is the source of this 1713-nucleotide messenger RNA. The record is from the annotation of a GenBank genome assembly. NCBI's taxonomy places the organism in Eukaryota, Metazoa, Arthropoda, Insecta, Coleoptera, Chrysomelidae.